Ictalurus furcatus (blue catfish) is the source of this 1877-nucleotide messenger RNA. Its product is annotated as carcinoembryonic antigen-related cell adhesion molecule 5. The transcript has 10 exons. Gene Ontology annotation, molecular function: transmembrane signaling receptor activity. Bases 1131 to 1877 code for a protein of 248 amino acids. Lineage: Eukaryota; Metazoa; Chordata; Actinopteri; Siluriformes; Ictaluridae. The record is from RefSeq and is a predicted model, not a curated record. Gene Ontology annotation, biological process: cell surface receptor signaling pathway.
UACAUAUGUACUGUAAAUGUAUUCUACGUUAUGGGAGCAUAUCCCCCUUCUCUACAAAAUUAAACACAGAAAAACUGAUUAAUGCUGUCGCUCCAUCACUUCCCAGAAAAUAAAGUGCUACUGUAAAAAUACUCAAUGUAGAAAUCACUGCACAUUUAUGCUUUAAUAUUUACUGAAAAUUGAUACAAAUAUAGUCCCUGCUGCUGUCUGUCCCACUUAAACCCAUUCAAUUCAAUUUUUUUAUGGGAUUUUGGUUAAAAGCCUGAAAUAAGGCCCGUGGUGAACAAAAUAUUUUCAUGUUUUAUUCUAUGACAUAAAUACACCAGUAGUACCACACUCAGGACUUUUUAAAAAAGAUUUAACGUGUAUUUAAAAAGGCGAUUGCUAACAAUUUGCUAAAUGUGACUAAAGACAUUGUCAGGGACAUUAAACGUCAUCACGCCGAACAGGAAAAAACUUUGCAGAUAAACUAGUUCAGGUGUGCAGCGCACAAUUCCCAAAAAAUGUGGAUGAAGAUUCAUCCACUGAAUAAAUCUGUAUUAUGGAAAAUGUUUUUAAAUCAAGUUUAGAAAAGUCGACGCAAGCUUGGUGGUGGUGACGUUGAAGUCAAGCGACCGUAGUGUAGUUAGUUUACAGCAUAUUGUUAGGUUUUUAUUUCUGGCGAUUGUAUUAGGCUUCAAGCUUCAUAAAACGUUGUUAUGUUGGUUUGUGAAAAGUAUCUUGAUGGACAAAACGUGUUAGUAUUGUAAAGUUUUGUUGAUCACAGAGCUUAUUUUCUGUGAUAAUCCAAAAGCCUAUGGGAAAAUCCUAUUGGGUUUUUGUCGAGGGAACAAGAGUGAUGCUAACUUCCGGGUUCGAGUACGACAUGACGUCAUCCCAGCGCCACUCUAUUGAACGCUACAUGAACCACGUGACUGCGUGGCGGCGAGAUCAAAGAGUGUCGCCACUCUCUUUUUCAACACACACACACAGAGAGAGAGAAAGAGAAAGCUCGGAUUUUUUCUUCACGACUGGUAAAUAAAGUGUCGUUGUCCAUCUGCAAUUAUGAUCUGAUUGGUGUUUAAGACCACAGGAAGUGUCGAGGCUUUAACACAGACACUUCUCAUUCAGUCAGUAAUCAGUGUGACAGGAUGGAGCUCCGUCCACUCUGUGUGUUUCUCUUGAUGACUGGACUCAUCCACUGUACACAAACAGGACAAGGAGUGCAAGGGGGGACAAACAGAGAGACUGAAGGGGUCACAGGAGACGGAGAGAUGAAGCCAGAGACAGGAGAGGAAGUGCAAGGGGGGACAAACAGAGAGACUGAAGGGGUCACAGGAGACGGAGAGAUAAAGCCAGAGACAGGAGAGGAAGUGCAAGGGGGGACAAAAAGAGAGACUGAAGGGGUCACAGGAGACGGAGAGAUAAAGCCAGAGACAGGAGAGGAAGUGCAAGGGGGGACAAAAAGAGAGACUGAAGGGGUCACAGGAGACGGAGAGAUAAAGCCAGAGACAACGAGACCAAAGCCUGCAGUGAAAGUACAGCCAGCUGAGGGUGUGUUCAUUGGGGAAACCGUCACUCUCACAUGUGAGAUACAGACUGGAGAAUCCUGGCGUUACCUCUGGUAUAGAAAUAAUGAAGAACUCAGUGAUGCUGCAGGAAAGAAAACACACACAAUCACUGAUAUUAAAGACUCUGAUAAAGGUGAUUAUACAUGUAAUGGAACACAGUCAUCAGACCCUAAAUACACACAGACCAGUGAUGCUGUUACAGUGACUGUAUCAGAAAAACCCAAACCGACUGUGAGUGUAAAUCCUCAGAGCUCCGUCUACACUGGAGACAGAGUUACUCUGACCUGUAAUCUGCUGUCUACUGGAUGGACUUUUUUCUGUCUCUAA